GCCGAUGUCUGGAAUUGGAUCCGCAUCCACGCUUGCUGACAGUCCCGGGGGGCGUCUGCGGACCCACGCCGGGUUUUGUAGCUGGGUCUGGUGCCAGGGGGUUUGGUCCCGGUUCCACGAGGGAUUUUACAGAUGAGUUUGGUCGCGGGGGAGUUUGGUCCCAGGGGGAUUUGGUCCGCGUUCCAUGCCGCGUUUUGCACCUCCGCUUGUACCCGGUCGGAGCCUUGGGGUUCUGUUCCUGCUCCCAGACGCACACGGGGUUUUGCCGCCCGAUUUGCCCCCCUGGAAGGUUCACUCCUGCUCCUGCUCCCGCUCCAGCUGCCGCUCCCAGCUCCACGUAGAGUUUUGCAGACCGUCAGCGCUCAGGUCCCGCCCAGGUGGGGGGGGGUCACCUCUGGUCUGGGUCCCACGUGAGGUUUUACAGCCCGACCCGCAGCCAAGUUUGGCACCCAGAGGUAUUUAGUCCCGGUCCAGGAGCCAGGCAGGGAUUUGUACCCUGUUUUGUGCCUGGGCCUGGCUCCAGGGGGGUUGGACCUGGUCCUGGUUCUGGUCCUGGUCUCAGUCUCACCGGGGCGUUGCAGCCCAGCUUGCGCAUGGGUCCCACCCCAAGGGGGAUGUGCACCUGUCCCACUGCCAUGGGGCAUUUUGCACCCUGACCCCUGCCACAGCAGUGUUGGACCCACGAACUGGCCCGGACCCCAGCAGGGUUUGCCCCUGACCUGUAGCUGUUCCUGAGCUGGGGUGGCACCCGCACUUGGCUGGAUGGGGCUGUGUGGUCCCCGCAGGAUGCCCUGGCCACACACCAGGGUGAGGAGCUGCGGGGCCAGGGGUGCAUCCCUAACACCCUCCAGCUGCUCCCCAGAUGCUGACAAGCGGAUUAAGGUGGCCAACCCAGUGGUGGAGAUGGAUGGGGACGAGAUGACGAGGAUCAUCUGGGCCUUCAUCAAGGAGAAGCUCAUCCUGCCCAACGUGGAUGUCCAGCUGAAGUACUUCGACCUGGGACUGCCACACCGGGACAAGACAGAUGACCAAGUCACCAUUGAUUCGGCACUGGCCACCCAGAAGUACAGUGUGGCUGUCAAGUGUGCCACCAUUACGCCCGAUGAAGCCAGGGUGGAAGAGUUCAAGCUGAAGAAGAUGUGGAAGAGCCCCAAUGGCACCAUUCGAAACAUCCUGGGGGGGACAGUGUUCCGAGAGCCCAUCAUCUGCAAGAACAUCCCCCGCCUGGUGCCCGGCUGGACCAAGCCCAUCACCAUCGGCCGCCAUGCCCACGGCGACCAGUACAAAGCCACUGACUUCGUGGUGAGCAAGUCUGGGACGUUCAAGAUGGUCUUCACGCCGAAGGAUGGCAGUGGGGCCAAGGAGUGGGAGGUGUUCAACUUCCCCGGUGGCGGCGUGGGCAUGGGCAUGUACAACACAGACGAGUCCAUCUCGGGCUUCGCGCACAGCUGCUUCCAGUACGCCAUCCAGAAGAAGUGGCCACUCUACCUGAGCACCAAGAACACCAUCCUCAAGGCCUAUGACGGGCGCUUCAAGGACGUCUUCCAGGAGAUCUUUGAUAAGCACUACAAGACUGAGUUUGACAAGCUGAAGAUCUGGUACGAGCACCGGCUCAUUGACGACAUGGUCGCCCAGAUGCUGAAAUCCUCUGGCGGCUUCGUCUGGGCCUGCAAGAACUACGACGGGGAUGUGCAGUCAGACAUCCUGGCACAAGGGUUCGGCUCCCUGGGGUUGAUGACCUCUGUCCUGGUGUGUCCGGAUGGGAAGACCAUCGAGGCUGAGGCCGCCCACGGCACUGUCACCCGCCACUACCGGGAGCACCAGAAGGGACGACCCACCAGCACCAACCCCAUUGCCAGCAUCUUCGCCUGGACGCGUGGCCUGGAGCACCGGGGCAAGCUGGACAGUAACCCCGACCUCAUCAAGUUUGCACAGACGCUGGAGAAGGUCUGUGUGGACACCGUGGAGGGCGGAACGAUGACGAAGGAUCUCGCCGGCUGCAUCCACGGCCUCGCCAAUGUGAAGCUGAAUGAGCACUUUGUGAACACCACAGACUUCCUCGACGCCAUCAAGAACAACUUGGACAAGGCCCUGGGCAAGAAGUAGGGGGCAGGGGGCCCCUGCUGUUCCCAGGAUGGAUAGGGCAGGGAGGGGCCCAGUGCCACCCCCAGCUCCCUGACACUCCUCAGGAACAGAUGAAUCAUUUUUAUAAGCAGUUUUCUUAUGAGUGUUUUUAAAGCCAUUGUAGCAGGAGUUGUAGGGCUGGGGGGGGUCUGUCCUGAACUGAUUCAUGUAUUCCAUAACUCUGUGGUGCCAUUAAACACCUCCCCAGCCAUGGCA
Pseudopipra pipra is the source of this 2340-nucleotide messenger RNA. RefSeq names its product isocitrate dehydrogenase (NADP(+)) 2 (gene IDH2). The record is from RefSeq and is a predicted model, not a curated record. Gene Ontology annotation, cellular component: mitochondrion. Bases 763 to 2106 code for a protein of 447 amino acids. Gene Ontology annotation, molecular function: NAD binding; isocitrate dehydrogenase (NADP+) activity; magnesium ion binding. The transcript is spliced from 10 exons. Lineage: Eukaryota; Metazoa; Chordata; Aves; Passeriformes; Pipridae. Gene Ontology annotation, biological process: isocitrate metabolic process; NADP+ metabolic process.